CGGAGAUACUACGUCGAAUUACAAACGUUAACUGUGGGAUCAGUUAACUUUUUGUAUUAACAGUUUGUUUCAGGAACUUCCAGCUAAAAAAUGUUUCACUCGGAUAAAUCUACAAGCAGUCGCCAAUAUGAUGAAUCCACCAUUCGGUUGAUUCAACAAGAUAUCGUCAAAUCCGACUUGCAAGUGAAAGCUCUAGUGCAAGAUAUCCGAGAAUGUAAAGGACCGGUAGAGAUUCUCAAUACUCUGAACAUGCAAGUAUCGGAGGGCAUGAAAUCCAUGAAACAGGCUAUCGAGGAACUCGAACUUUUGGCUCGUGAACAAGACAAGGACAGUGAUAAACACAAUUUGCUUAAAGAUGUAGAGAAAUAUCAAAAACAAUAUGCAUCUAAUCAAUUUGCUUUGAGGAAAGCUAAUUUGGCUACUCAAGCUCUACUUGACAAGCAAACCAAGGAAGAAUUAUUUGAGAGGAGUACUACGGCACCUCGCAAGCGUGUCAGAGCAGAUAAGGAAAGUUUAUCCAAACAGUCAUCCAGCAUUACUGACAACCUGUUAUCAAUUAAAAACAUGAUGGCUACACAAGUAAAGCAAAGCGAGGAGUCUCUGCAUACCCUCAUAAGCUCCUCUGGAGUGGUCACUGAUACACGAGAGGAAUUCAAAACAAUGGGAAGCAUCAUUCAUCAGUCAAAAACAUUAUUGCAAAAAUAUGGAAGACGAGAAGUGACAGACAAAGUACUUAUUGUUCUUGCUGUGAUAUUCUUUCUUACUUGUGUAUUUUAUAUUGUACAAAAAAGGCUCUUUUAAACAAAUAUUUUGAAAUAUGGAUUAUUUAAAAAGGUUUUAAUACAUUCCUAAUCAAGCACAUUUGAACAAUGAAAGACCUUGUGAACUAUUUAUUUGCUGCUGAAUUUUUAUUUUAUUGAAUGAGACUGCUUGCUUUAAAACAUAUAAUUUAUUAGAAAAGUUUAUAAACAUAUAAUUUAAUGCAAUUUCUUCAAAAAUUGCAAUAAACGGCGAUUUUUUAUUUCCAUUUCAGAUCAUUCUAAAUAAUAAGGUGAAGGCUAUAAUGUAUGCUCUAUUUGUAAAAAGCUAUUUCAUCUUAUAUUAAUGCCUUUACUUCAACGAGAUUACCGACAAGCUUUGAAAAAUAUAUCUGCAUACUAUUAGAACCAAGUGGUUUGGGGUUGUAAAUAAAUCUAUUUAAUGAUUUAAAUUGAAAUUGUUGAAUUCCAAUUCAGAAGCAUACAGUUUAAAAAAUUACCCAAUAAGAUAUUAAUAAAAUACUCUAUUUUUUACAGUAUGAACAUCUCGCUUAUAUCAUGAUCUAAAUCGGUAAGAUAUUUUCUGAAUGUCCGGUAAUUUAUAAAAUAAUUAUUUAUUCACAUGUGCAAUUAAUUUACUUCAAUUAUUAUGAAGAGCUGCACGAUUUAAUGAAUAAAUUACAAAAUUUUUAUUUAUAUUUCAAAAUAAUUUUAUAUCUAAUUUAUUAUUACAAACCAUGAUUGAAUGAGUUUCAUGGAUUUUUAACAUAUUUAUUCUAUUAUGACUUAUGAUUUCAACUAAAAAUACAAAUUAUUAAUUAGAGUGAAAAAAAUUUUACAAUUAGUUUAAAGAUAAGGCUUCAUGAUGUUGAAAGAAAUUCUUUUAAAAUUUAUAAAGAGCCCAAGACAUAAAUUCAAAAUAAGUAAAAUUGUUAUCAGAUUAUUUUUUGUUAUUUCUUUAUCAAAGAUCCCAACAUUCAUAUUUGAAAUUUCUUGUCUUUUGUGUCCUACUAAAAGCGAAAUACGGAUCUAGCAAUUAAUUACAUUACAAAUUGAUUUUGACAAUCUUCUUCCAGGUAAUAUGAAAUAUAUUUUUUAAAUUUUUUUUCACUUGUUAUAAAUACUAUUUUGAAAAUAAGUAUUUUACCAAGUCAUUUAAUUAACCAAGC
Molecule: messenger RNA, 1927 nt
Organism: Argiope bruennichi
Lineage: Eukaryota; Metazoa; Arthropoda; Arachnida; Araneae; Araneidae
Gene: Sec20
Product: vesicle transport protein SEC20-like
Exons: 1
Coding region: 91-801 (236 amino acids)
Biological process (GO): retrograde vesicle-mediated transport, Golgi to endoplasmic reticulum
Cellular component (GO): SNARE complex; endoplasmic reticulum
Molecular function (GO): SNAP receptor activity
Source: RefSeq, a predicted model, not a curated record